CAACGUACACCUGUGCCAUCCGGAUGAUAUUAAGAAAUAAAACCACAUUCAACGUCUAUUUCACUAAAUUUAUUUUCAUACAAUUAUUCACACCGAAGCUUUGCAAGAACUAGGAAAUGGAGUCCAUCAUUUGUUUAGAAUUGAUAUUGAAACAUGGAAAUAUUUCAUGCAAUGUGUAAAAGCAAGAGGCGGAUAAGGUAGUAGUGUAUAGCGAUACUGGUGUAACAAGAAUAGGACGAAUGAAUGCAGCAAAUGGACGAGAGAAAAGAAAAUGUGACAGAUGUUGUGACGAGCCGUUUUGGUGCUGAGAAGAAUUGGAGUAUAUUUCACCCUGUUGUUCACGAAUGGAAGGGUAUGGGUAUCGAGCGGUUCUGCUACCCACCCAAGCCCCCGAUUUGCAGUUGGUUUGCAGCAUUCAUUUUACUAAUUUAUAUUUCAUUAGGUUCAGCAUGUGAUAUUGUACAUUGUCAAACUUUAUUCAGUUCAGCAAAAGAUGCAGAGAAAUCCACAGAAAUAAAGAAAUUAGCUGCCUUACAGAGAGAAUCUCCUCGCUGUAUCUCUCUCAGGACAUACAUAGACUGUUUAGUAAAGCAGAAACGAUUCUGUCAUUCAGAUAUCACUUUUAAUGGAAAUUUAGCGGGUUUAAAAGCAAAAAUGAAUAGACAUAAAUGUUCUGCUGAUCCAGAGGCAUCGAUAUUUGAUCCGGAAACAAUGCAGGUUACUGGUCCUCGCCCACCAAGUGUUGAUCGUAUGUGUUCAUACAGUGGAAAACCAAUAUAUAAACAAUGUGGAUUAUUUGGUGAUCCCCACUUGCGAAUGUUUAAUGAGGAAUUUCAGACUUGUAAAGUUGAGGGGGCUUGGGCAUUAGUGGAUAAUAAACAUUUAACUGUUCAGGUCACAAAUGAUCCAGUGAUUAACAGUGGAGAUGCAACAGCAACUAGCAAGUUGACAGUGAUUAUAAAGAAGAAUGAAGAUUGUGCAUCAAGUCAAUUCAUAACAUAUACUGCUCAGACAGGUCAUUUACCUGGUUCCUUUUCGUUAGGACAAACACACUAUGGUCCCGAAAGAAGUGUGGAAGUAAUUGAAAAAGAACCAGGAAAAAGUGUAGUGAUUUAUUUGCGUUACAUUGACACAACAAUUAAAGUGCAACAAAUUGGACGAUAUUUUACAUUCGCCAUAAAAAUGCCAGAAGGAGUCUUAAAUUCCAGUGAAAUAAGUGACAAAUUAGAAUUAUGUGUUCAAGGAUGUCCAAUUAACGAGAGAAUUAAUUAUAAACAAUACUUUUCAGAAGUUCAGCGGACGAACAAACACAGUAAAAUGGCACUAAGCAAAGCUUUAAAGAUGUGCCGUGACGCUAGUGUUGUCGAUUUCUACUUUGAUUCAUGUGUUUUUGAUCUCUUAACAACGGGUGACGAGAACUUUACAGCAGCAGCUUAUCAAGCGUGGCAAGACUUGAUUGAAUUGAACCCAGAACUUCGCCAAACUCAGGAUAAUCGGACUGAAUUACCCAUAGUACCGAGUAGUGCUUCUAGCGAGAAGACUAAAUUUUGGUAUUCUUCAAGGAUACUGCUAUUAUCAGUGCUAUUAUGUGUGUUGCUAUCAAUGCCGUCAUGAUGAACGAUGGGAUUUGUUGUUAUGUUGUUGUUACGUUAUUAGAUCAGUUUAUUUAAGGUGCAAAAGUCUUGAUGACACUCCAUUAUUUAAUAACAGUCUUCAUUAAUUAUCAAUAUGGUAGUUUGGAAAUUCACAACUAAAUUUGUAUCUGACUUAUUUCAUAUAAAAACAUGCUAGGACUAAUAGAUUUACUAAUCUAUUAGUCCAAUAUGCAUUUCAAUAGUAUUUAUGAUCAAACUAUAUACUCAAUAUUGAUUCCUAUUGACUGUAACACUGUGUUUUAAAAUACCAUUGAAAGUAUAUUAUUUGGUUACCAAUCACCAGUGCUUGCAAUUGCAUUUUUGCCAUUUGUUCUGAUAUUUGAUGGUUCUUGAAUCUGCUCCUGAGAUAUCCUAAGGCUAGAAUAGACAUCUAUCAAUUAACUUUAACAAUGUUAAUUCAUCAAUCAUUCAACCUGUUAGAACAGUGGCAAAGAGUUCGAACUUUCAUGUUGAUAUUUAAUCAGAUAGUAAAUUUUCAAUGCUGUUUUUAAAUGCAUUGUAAUCUUCACAAGAUUUCUGUUGGCUAUAAAUGUGUCACUUUGACUUUGAAUGACUGUGUUGCAGUGCUCUACAAGUUUUGAUUUAUGUGUAAAAAUUUGCAUAAGUUGGUGAGUGUAGUUGAGUCUGAUGAAUGCAGAUUGUGUAUAUUUUAUGUGCAAUUGUGUGUAUCUGUCUGUGAGUGUAUGUGUGCUUGUUUUUUUAUGCAUUAUGUUUACUAUGAACCAUGUAUAUGAAUGAGAUGAUAUUUAGGUUUAUUUUGUGUCAUUAUGUGAACUUUGGACCAAUAAAGCCCAGUUGUUGUCAAUCAGAACUUUUUUUUCUUUUUGAACAUUUGAAAAUGGCUUACCAUUUAUUUCACAAAUUUAGUCAAUUAUUCUAAAAAUAUUCUCCAUAACUGGAAAAUUUAUUACAAUCAAUAAUGUAGUUGCUUAGGUCAUAAAACUUUUUAUUUGUUUUGAUAAUUCAAUUAAACGAUAAUUAUGCAUCAUCUUUUUUCAGUUACAUAGCAAUGUUUUCUUGAUUUUUUUAGGAUAAAGGGGGGUGGAUAAAAAAAAAACCAGAGUACCUAGGUAUUAAAAACAAAAAUAAAGCCAUAAAACAUUGGAAGUGUGUAAUUUCAGGUCCCUGGCUUCAUUUAAUGACACAUUAUGAACAUUUAAUUUGUAAUAAAAUUACAAGUGUAAAAUCUGGAUAUAUAACCCUUCCCAAAUCUUUUGUCAUUCAAGUUUAAAAUUCUUGACCUAAGUGAUCAUAAAUUGAAACUCAAAUCCUUAAUGGUAGUCUGUUAGCUGCUCAAAGGCAAUGAAUGUGGCCACUGAGAAAAGAAGUCUUUUGUCUUGUUCACACAAUACAGAGGGAAAGGGGUGGAUAUUACUAACAUAGUUAACAUUCAAAUCAGGGUAUGAAUCGACCAAUUUCUUUCUUGGGUUAUACAUGAGCCUUUUGUCAGUACAAUACGAUGACCUGUCAAAAUUCAUCCACUUUUUUUCAGACAUAUGAAUUGUCCACUGUUUCCACACACACAGUUAUUUUGACCAGUCAGACUCUCUUUUGUUGACAUGUUCGUCAAAAUGUGUUUAAUUUCACUUAUUUCUUCAUUAAGAGUUUUAAAAGUAUUUCUUUUGUAUUACUUUUUUUAAGGUUGACCGCAUUUGAAAAGUUCAAUUUGCAAAAUUUUGUCUGUUGUGAUUUGAAAACUGAAAACUUUUGUUGAGUAGAUGCAUCCAGCUUAGGGCUUAAUCCCUAUUCAUACAAGUUUAGUUGGAAAGUUGAAGUUUACAACUUUUAGAAAGUGUUAAAAGUCAGCUUAGUACAAUUUUGUUAAAAUUAAGUUUGGUGAUCAUUGAUGGAAGAUAAUUCUUAUGGCUACCUGAUAAUCAAGAAUAGGGGAUUAAACUUCUUUCAUUUUCAAAAUUCUUAAUUCUAACAUCUUGCAGGUUAAGUAAAAAAUCAAAUUUUGAGAUAAAUUUCUUUUUAGCAUCCAUUUAUUAAUCUCAUCUUAAAUUUGUUAGUAUUAAUGUUGCAAUUUACGAAAAUAAUGGGGAGCAAUUUUACAGCUUAAUGAACAAUUAAGUAGGAAAAAAGUGAAGAUUCUUUGUUUGAAUGAAACACACAUGUUCACCUGGGUGUAGAUUUCACUUCUGAAAUAGGUUUAUGGUUAAAAGCUGAAAGAUAAGUUAUUUGGGCCUCUCAGAAGGUUUUACUAGCCUUAUCUCUACAUAAUCUUUCUUAUGUGCACACCUGCAUACAGGCUUUCAUAUGGGGCUCUGUGAAGGGGAACCAUAAUUUUAUUACUAUUUACUGGUGUCACAAAAAGUUCAAUGGGUACAAAACAAUGUUAAAUUCUACUCUUUUAAUUUUUACAGUCAAAAAUAUACACAGUUUACCAAAUUGAGAAGGCCUAACAUGAAUUCUUUUAAAAUGUAAUUGUUAAAGCAUUUGUUUACACAAGUCAAAUGCUAUAUAUACAUGUACAUGUUGAAGUUGAUGGAAAUGGCCAAAUAUUUACAUUACCCCAUAAAAUAUGGAAUAAAAUAGAACAGAUUUUAUUAUGUAAACAUGUGCCCAUUAAUGAUUUCUGACAGCGCACUUGGGAGCAUUGUAAAACUUGAAAACUACAAAGGAGGAAGGCUUAUUGAAAUUCAUGUAAAUCGAUUCUAAAAAAAAUUGGAAGAUGUAUUAUAAAUUUUGAUUGUUACUGUUUAACAUGGUAAUGUGUGAAAAAUUGAUUGAAAGUUAGAGUACAAAGAAAAUAAUUUGUGACAGCAAAGUUUUGUUUAUACAAGGUAAAAUACACACAAUGAAAAAGCAUGUGGAUGCUUUCCCUUUUAAUUGUGGUACUUUUCUCAGGUUUUUUUUAAUGAAAAAAAAUUAUAAUCAAAACUCACAAACUUGCAGUUAUAAUUAUAACAUUCAAAGGAUCUAGUUUUUAUGAAAUAUUACAGAAUAAACAGCAUUAAUAAACAUAUUUAAUAUUAGGAAAAUAAAUUGUGUGUAGACAAAAACUUUCAUGCACUAAAUAAAGAAUUUCAUGUUUGUCAUCCCAUUGCGAACCUCAAAUAUUUCUCUUGAAAUAUUACCCCUUUUUCAUGUUAAUAUACACACAACAUUAUGACUAUAAAUCAAUUUUUCAUAUACAAGAAAAUGGCCAUUAAAUGAUUAUACAUGUGCUAUUGCUUAAAAUGAAAUAUAUCAUAAAUGUUAUCAGAAGUGUUCUUUUUUUCUUUUUGCUAAGGUUGGAAGCUUUAAUAUAAAGUAUAGAUAUCAGCUGUAAUGACUUUUAAAGAGCAACUCCUUGGCUUUCAUUUCAUGGCAAAUGCAGCUUUGUUUUUUAUGCUUGCGAAUAUUUUAUCACAUUUAUGAAAAGGCUUUUAAGGGUAACAAAAACAUGUAAAAAUACUGAAAAUAAUUUCCAUAUUUAAUAAUACCAACUGUUAAAUUAAAUGAGACGGAACUCUCAAUGAAAGGAGAGAACAUUUUGGUAGUUUUUAUUUUUUUGUUCAGUGGUUGACUGUAAUCAUCUGAGGGUGACUGAAUCCCUACCUAACGUGAAUCAUAAAGAAAAAAAGUACUCUUCUUCUGUCGGUUUAUUAUGAAAACAUAAAAACAUCUGGAGGGAAUAUUUACAAAGAACUUGCAAAGAGAUUUCCCCUGUUAUCAACAACCUAAUGCACUCACUCACAUUUGAUCAGUUUCAAAAAGUUUUCACUUCUCCUUUGAACAUUUUAUGCUUAUGAAACAUAUGGUUAAAGAGGUAGCUUUCUUUUGAAAUAUCAUAAACAGUUUUUGUUAAAAGGAAAAUGACCUCUCCUAUUUUGAGAAGUGCCUUCCUUUUUGCUUUUAUUGCUUUCAUAUCAUGUAUACAAUCAUUCAGGAGUAAUUAUUUGAGCCAAGCUAUCUGAGCAGAGUAUAUAUAGUCAUAAACCAAUUUGUUAAAAAUAUUUUGAUAGAGUGCAUCUUUAAAGCAUGAUAUAUCUAGAUUUCAUUAGAUUUGGCAAAUUUUACUGUAAUUUACAAGUCAGACACUAUAAAGUGAGAAAUUUGUUCACAUACAGGCUAUUAUAAUUAUUUGCAUAUUGAUGUGAAAAAAAAUUGAAAGAUAAAAUAUUUUCAUGUGUUGAAAUUUUGCCAUAAAGAUGCUUUUAAGGACAUAACUUUCAAAAGAAAUGGUUAAAAUAGAAGAUCAAGGAUUGAAUUUGGGACUUAUUCAUUGAUAAAAUUGUUUGAACAGUGAACUUCCCUUUGUUGGGACCCCAGGUAAAAAUCUUGGCAAUAAACAAAAUGUGGAGAAAGGUUAGCCUUGUUAUCAUGUUAAAUGUUUAGAUAUCAACUUGAAGCUAGAGAUUUGAGGCCUUUGGCUAUAGAAAUUUAAAACCAUCUUAAUCCUCACUAAAAGCAAUUUUAAAUUGAACUUUCUGACAGGAGAUUGUCAUGUGAGGAAAACUUGAUACAUGGAUUUCUAAUGGGGAACCCAGAAGGCAUAAAAAGGGGAGUAGGCGGACUCUACAUGGAUUUCUAAUGGGGAACCCAGAAGGUAUAAAAAGGGGAGUAGGCUGACUCAUCAUAACUUGCAAAAGUAUCUAAAAGUAUCAACAUAAAAAAUUUAAAUAAUGUUGAUCUUUGUUUUACAUGAAUGUAAACAUUAGAUGAUAAAUGCCCCAGUUCAUAAUUAAUAUACCGUAACAUACAUUCUGUAGGUUGAAUGUAAUCUCUCAAAUUAAUAUUCAUCCUUAGAUCCCUUAAUCAGGAAAUAAACAUCACAUUCAUAUGACUUUUGGACUUUGUAAAAGUGGCCACAUUCAUUGUUUUUAUCAGAAGUGUUUUUUUUUAAAUGACUGUACAAUAUUAUAACACAGAGGGUGGUAAGAACGGAUCGAUUAGAUUUUACAUAGAUUUUUUGUUUAAUUUCCUAAUACAUGUAAUAUUGCAAGUAGCAUUGUAAUUUUAACAAAAUUGUAUCAGAAUUUAAAUUUUCUCAAAUAUGAAUUUAAAAUUUAAACAUUCAUGGUAAGCAAUUUGUCAAUAUUGUGUUCAUCAAAGCAGUGAAGAUUUUUUGUUUGUAAAUGGGUAUUCAGAUUUAAACCCUUUAAAAGUUUAGUAAAACAUAUCUUUUAAAUUGCACUGAAAUACCUUAGAUAACAAAGACUUCUUUUAUUUAUUUUUUUGGUUUUCAAUAUUAUCUAUAGUGUACUUCAAAUUUCUGUCAACUUUUGGGACUAUUUUGUUUAUCCAAGAAAAAAUAAUUUAUGCUACAUGUACAUGUUAAUACAGCAAUACUAAUUCUGUCCAUAAGGUCACAUGAUAAAUUUUGUCCAUAAGGUCACAGAGUUAUCUACCUCAUCUGUAUACAGUAUUUGUGUGGUAGCAUUUUAUGUUAUAAUGGCUUUAAUACAAACUGAUUUUGACAGAGAUUUUGUGAGAACGGUUUUAAAGCAUCCAGUGAAAUAUUAUUAUUGAAAUAAAAAAUAUUUAAAAAUUUAGAA
Molecule: messenger RNA, 7138 nt
Organism: Mytilus californianus (California mussel)
Lineage: Eukaryota; Metazoa; Mollusca; Bivalvia; Mytilida; Mytilidae
Product: repulsive guidance molecule A-like
Exons: 5
Coding region: 244-1614 (456 amino acids)
Biological process (GO): BMP signaling pathway
Cellular component (GO): plasma membrane
Molecular function (GO): coreceptor activity
Source: RefSeq, a predicted model, not a curated record